Messenger RNA from Punica granatum (pomegranate), 1069 nucleotides. The record is from RefSeq and is a predicted model, not a curated record. Lineage: Eukaryota; Viridiplantae; Streptophyta; Magnoliopsida; Myrtales; Lythraceae.
CUAGGGGGAGCGGAAGGGAAGGGAAGGGAAGGGAAGGGAAGGGAACGCAGAACAGAGGAGGAAGAAGAAGAAGAAGAAGAAGAAGCAGAAAGACGUCACCGCAAUCGAAAUUUCUGGCGGCUCCAACGUCCAAAACAGACAGCACCAGGAGCUUCAUCUCGGACAGGCAAGGGCUAGCUCGAGCACGAAGGGAGACGCCGCGUUUGGGAGUUAUGGUACUGUGGGAGAUCACAUUGGCGACUGCCUACUUCCUUGGGCUGAAACGCACUUAUAGGUUGGCUUUGAGGAUUCAGAGGAGGCUGAUCAGCCGUAGGCACCCUAAGACCCGUCAAUUUGUUCAGAGGCGGACCCGUGCAGUGUUUGAUGUGGCCCUUAAAGUUCACCGAAACAUUCAAGAAAGGGACAUUGAAGUGGGGCGGAAUCUGGGUAACCGAAUCCUGCGAUGGCUGGACCGAAUGAAACCGUCAGCUCAGAUACGUGGAUCUCCUCCACCCAAGUCCACGACUGAUUCAGGUCCAAGCAUGAACACGACUAAGCAGAUGAAGAGCCCUGCAAACCAGAAAUCUCCUGGAAGCUUCGGUGUUCCCAGAAAUGGUGAAACUGAUAGGCAUAUGUUUAGCUCGAGGGUCAUGUGGUCCAAGCCAUUUCCAACAAUCUCAAUGAUGAUGAGGCCAACCAACCGAGUUGGUAGUCUGACUCAGUACAGGCAUUUAAGCAUGAACAGGCUUGAUAAGUGGGAUGGAGCUAUUCGCAAAGAUAUAAUGCAGUGGAUGCUGCAGAAGUGAAUGAGAUGUUGUUAUGUUUGUAUAUCCGAUACCCCGAAGGUAGAAGAAGCAAGACUCGGGGUUUCUUCGUCUCUGCAAGUCUUCGCUUGGCUGGAAAUUUCUUUCUUUUUCCUCCAUGUUCUGUUGUGCAUAUUCAAGAUGCUCUUCUCGGGGAUUUCUUGUUUUCUGGAAUAAGGUCUCGUUCAUCCCGCGUUGGGAAUUGGAUUGUUGCGGUGGGCAUGAAACGAUUUUCCUUUCCUUAAGAUUCUGAAAGUGCUUAUUAGAAUCCGGUCUUUUUCUUCUCA